UUGUGAAUGGAAAACUCUUGCUUGCAGUCUUGCUGUGAAUGGGCAGUUGCUUUUGCUUCUGGAAGAUGAGGGGGAGAGGUAAAUAUCCGGAUUUCUGUCUUGUAGGGCUAGACUCCCUGCUUUAAGAUCAAUAACUGUGUGUACAUUGCUGAGGAUAGGUAGCUGUAAUUCAGUCUCGAUUUAUCUGCUUAGGUAGGUAUGGGAAAAAUCUGGGUUAUACCCUAAUCAAAACAUGGAAGUAAAAUGUGGUACAUGUCCCAGAGACACAAAAUCCCCUGCCAUUGGACUUUGCUACUGAACAAGGAAGAUAUUUAAAUGUGAAUCUAUGCUGAGACGUGUUUUCUUUCCUGGUGUCAACAGUAACACAGGGACAUUGGAGGCAGAGACAGCCCAGGACUACACGAUAAACCUUCCUGAAAAUGAGAGUAUAACCCAACUGCACCAGCCGGGUACCUGGGUUUUGCCCUCCCAGCAGCAGAAAAGUCUGCUGCUCUUCCUGAAGGGACAGCCCCAGAUCCUCGGGGUGGCUCAGAUCUUCACUGGGCUGUUAACGCUGUGCCUGGGUGUGACAAUCAGUCCUUUUUCUCCAUUUAACUAUGGACAUCGAUGUUAUAUGACCACUAAAAUAGGCUAUCACAUAUGGGGAUCAUUCUCUUUCCUCACAUCUGGAGCAUUGUCCAUUGCUGCUGGAAGGAAAGUAACCAAGUAUCUGAUCCAGCGCAGCCUGGGAAUGAAUACAGUCUGUGCUACUGUAGCAGGGUUUGGCACAAGUAUGAUAAUUUCUGAAGAAAUAUUCAUGUACAGAGGUGUGAUAUGGAGGUCUUCCUAUGGAAGUUUAUUUACAGGAAUGCUAAUUGGAAUGGUGUUCCUCUCUGGUGGAAGGCUGCAUUGCUUUGUCUCUCUCUAUAUUUGCAUGCAGUGUGGACUCUUCCAUCAACAAGGUGGUGGUUUUCUUGCCAAAUAAUGACAACAACCCUUCAGUAGUCUCCUGAACAUGUGUAUGAUGAGGUCGCAUUUUAGUAGAUCACAGUGGUUUGGCAUUUCCAAUCAGUUUGACAUAUUUAUUCUCCUUCGUUUGGCUGUUUACCACAUACAACUAAGACUGUGAGAAUACAUCUGUUUGACUGUCCUUAAAUUUAUAUA
Messenger RNA from Callorhinus ursinus (northern fur seal), 1143 nucleotides. Its product is annotated as high affinity immunoglobulin epsilon receptor subunit beta-like. The record is from RefSeq and is a predicted model, not a curated record. Gene Ontology annotation, cellular component: plasma membrane. NCBI's taxonomy places the organism in Eukaryota, Metazoa, Chordata, Mammalia, Carnivora, Otariidae.